GCAGCACACGGCUGUAGACUGGAUAGAGAUAGACAGACAGUGAGAACGGGUGAGACGGGUGGAUGCAGAGGACAGGCAGCUACCGCAAGCAGAAAAAUGUCUUUUUUUGAGCUGUGGAGGAGCAUGAAGGAGAGAGAAGAACUUCUGAAGAGAGCCAACGAACGUAGACUUCUUCCAUCACAGCUGAAGCGGCUGCUGACUGAUGCUGGAGUCCGGGCAGCGCUGCAGGAAACCAAGAUGGCGUCUCUGUUGCCUCCUGUUGGUACAGAGACCUUCAGACGCUUCACACCGGCUUCACUGGAGGAGAUCCAACGACAGCAGGCGAGGAAGAAACAGGUGCCGGCGGACGACCGACCCAAACCAGCCAGUGACCUGGAGGCCGGGAAGCCCCUCCCAUUCUUCUACGGAAACCGGCCUCCUGAGCUUCAGAACAUCCCAUUGGAGGAGCUGGAUCCCUUCUACCAAUCACAGAAGACGUUCAUCGUGCUCGGUAAAGGGAACAUCGUCCACCGGUUUAACGCUGAGUCGGUCUUUUACCUGCUGAGUGCGUUCAACCCGCUGAGGACCGUCGCCAUCAGGAUGCUCAUCCACUCAUAUCCUUUAUUGGUCAAUGAAUAUCUCAUUAAUUGUGCGACAAUUUAAGUAAUCCUCAUGUUAGUGCUCUGCUGGUUCAGCGGUGUUUGUCUCUCAAGUCGCUUUAAAGAAGUUCUCAGCUUGUUAUUAUGACCACAUGUUUCCACCAUCAGCAGCUAUGAUACACACGAAAAGGGAACAUAUUAUACUCACUAUAACUAGAGAAAA
Cottoperca gobio is the source of this 801-nucleotide messenger RNA. RefSeq names its product sodium channel protein type 4 subunit alpha B-like. Lineage: Eukaryota; Metazoa; Chordata; Actinopteri; Perciformes; Bovichtidae. The record is from RefSeq and is a predicted model, not a curated record. Bases 97 to 642 code for a protein of 181 amino acids. The transcript has 4 exons.